Molecule: messenger RNA, 856 nt
Organism: Chlorella variabilis
Lineage: Eukaryota; Viridiplantae; Chlorophyta; Trebouxiophyceae; Chlorellales; Chlorellaceae
Exons: 6
Coding region: 33-803 (256 amino acids)
Cellular component (GO): mitochondrion
Source: RefSeq, a predicted model, not a curated record
CAAACAGGGAUCAUUGUUGGGGAGCGGCGGCCAUGUUGCGUGCAGCGGCUCGAAGCAGCGUGGGGCAAGCGCUGUGUCGGGGGCUUGCCACCCUGCCAGCAGACCACACUGGGCUGCUGGAGCUGCGGCAGUACACUAUGAAGCCUGAGGGGAUCAAGGAGUUCCUGCGGCUGACCACAGAGACAGUGGAGCUGCGCAAGAGCCUGCUGCCCUUCCUGGGCAUGUUUACCUGCGACACUGGCGGCGUGCUGAACCGGGUGGUGCACUUUUACUGGUAUCGCGAUUUCGACCACCGCGAUACCCAUCGUGCAGCCUCGGGCUCCAACGCCGAGUGGCAGGACGGCUACCUGGCCCACUCGCGACGCUGCCUGUCGCAGCAGGAGAGCAGCAUCUUUGUGCCCACGGCGGGCGUGAUGGCAGCGGCGGGGGCGGCGCCGGUGCAGGACUUUGCGGCGCCGGUGGAGCAGGCGAAAAAGCCGGCGCUGUAUGAGCUGCGGCAAUAUCAGCUCAAGCCUGGCUACGAUGGCGUGCCCAAGCUGGUGGCGGCUUUCCAACAGGGGAUACCCCACAAGGUGGCGGCAGACAAGCAGGGCAGCCUGGUGUUCUUCGGCCACACUGAAGUUGGCAUGCUGAACAGCGUGAUUGAGCUGUGGCGCUACCCGAGCGCCCAGGCGUGCCACGACGCGCGCAAGGCGGCGCGCGGCGUGCCCGAGUGGCGCGACUGCAUCGCGGCGGUGACCCCCGGCGUGGAGCACUUCUCCAGCAGCUUCAUGCAGCCCUGCGCCUUCUCGCCCAUGCAGUGACGGGCCGCGGCAGGCAGUUUUGUAGUGCUGGAAGUGUACUAGCUUUCUCGAUC